This is a messenger RNA of Leopardus geoffroyi (Geoffroy's cat), 2297 nucleotides long. It is a transcript of the gene ZCCHC12, whose product is annotated as zinc finger CCHC-type containing 12. The transcript is spliced from 4 exons. The coding region runs from base 564 to 1772 and encodes 402 amino acids. The record is from RefSeq and is a predicted model, not a curated record. NCBI's taxonomy places the organism in Eukaryota, Metazoa, Chordata, Mammalia, Carnivora, Felidae. Gene Ontology annotation, cellular component: nucleus.
GCUGAUUGGCCGCGCCGGCUCUUUCGUCAAGCUCUUUUGUCUCCGUGGGCCGAAGAUAAAAGCAGCGGCGGCUGCCGUGGGAACCGUGCUGUCUGGACUCAGCUACCCCUCGCUGGUGGCGGGGGGCGCCGUGCGGAGCAGCUCCGCGGGCAGCUCCGGGUCGCUUAAGCGGCCGGGGACGUGCCCGUCCUCUUCUCUCGCAGGGCCGCGGAGACCGGAAGGCGGCAUCCGCAGCUGGCAAGGCCCGAGGGUCCGCAGCCCACCGAGCCGAGCACAGGCCAUCAAAGCCGAAUCCGAACUUGAAUUCUGUGCGGCUGAUUGCAAGAGCUGGUCUCGGAUCGGCGACCCCCCGGUGGACAAAGAUCGGCUGUUAGCCUGGAGACGAGCUUUCUCGCGGAGGCCACCGGUUGCAGAAGCUGGAAGUGAAAUAAAGGCGCGCGCGCGCCCGUUCCUGCGCUCCUCCCCUACUGAGAUAGGAGAGUCCCCCAGCACGCCUGCACAUUAGGCUAACCCACAAAGCCUGAGCGUCUUGUUCCAUUCGGACACCCCGAUCGUCAUCAGUCAUGGCUAGCAUCAUUGCGCGCAUGGGUAAUAGCCGGCGGCAUAACGCACCCUUGCCGCCAUGGGCCCAUUCUAUGCUGAGGUCCCUGGGGAGAAGCCUCGGCCCUUUAAUGGCCAGCGUGGCAGAGAGAAAUAUGAAGUUGUUCUCGGGGAGGGUGGUGCCAGCCCAGGGGGAAGAAACCUUUGAAAACUGGCUCAUCCAAGUCAAUGGGGCCCUGCCGGAUUGGAAUAUGUCUGAGGAGGAGAAGCUCAAGCGCUUGCUGAAAACGCUUCGAGGCCCCGCCAGGGAGGUCAUGCUUUUGCUGCAGGCGGCCAACCCCAAUCUAAGUGUGGCCGAUUUCUUGCGUGCCAUGAAAUUGGUGUUUGGAGAAUCGGAAAGCAGUGUGUCGGCUCACGGUAAAUUUUUUAACACCCUGCAGGCGCAAGGGGAGAAAGCCUCCCUUUAUGUGAUCCGUUUAGAGGUGCAGCUCCAGAAUGCUAUUCAGGCGGGGAUCAUAGCUCAGAAAGACGCAAACCAGACCCGCCUGCACCAGCUCCUUUUAGGGGCCGAGCUGAACGGGGACCUGCGCUUUAGGCUGAAGCAUCUUCUCAGGAUGUAUGCAAAUGAGCAGGAGCGCCUCCCCAGUUUCCUCGAGUUGAUCAAGAUGGUCAGGGAGGAAGAGGAUUGGGAUGACACUUUCCUUAAACAGAAACGGCCCAAAAGAUCCGAGUCACUGGUGGAGAGGGCCACCAGCCUGAUGGCAUUUCAGGGCUCCCCGCAGAUAGUGGUCGGCAGUCCCGACUGCAACGUGAUAGAGAUAGAUGAUGCCCUCGAUGACUCAGAUGAGGAUGUGAUCCUGGUGGAGUCUCAGGACCCUCCACUGUCAUUCACGGCUUCACCACUCCCCAGACGCAGGGCCAGACCUCGGGACCAAGUGCUAGUCAUCGAUUCCCCUAGCAGUUCCCGGGCUCAGUCUCCUUCCACCAGCGGGGGUUCUGGGCAUAAGAAUGAUGGUUCUAGGCACCUGCGUAGAACCAGGAAGCGAAAACACACAAUCCGCUGCUCCUACUGUGGCGAGGAGGGCCACUCAAAGGAAACCUGUGACAAUGACAGCAGCCGGGCCCAGGUGUUUGAGAAUCUGAUCAUCACCCUGCAGGAGCUGACCCAUACAGAGGAGGAGGGACCGAGAGAGGCCCCUGGCCAACAAGAUGACCCUUCUGAGCUGCAGUGAGCUGGUGUCCCCUAGCCUUAAAUGAACCCUAACCCAUAUUCUGAGUCCAGCAAUGGGACAACUGGGGAGGGGCGCUUCUAAUUGCAUGAAUCCACAAAGCAGCUUUCCUUUGGGAGUGGAGUAGAGAGGGUCUUGAAUACCAGCACAGUGGAGGGAGACAGCCUGACCUCUGUCCUUGCUUCCCCAGCCCCCCUGCCUAAGGGCCUGUUUUCUUUGUGUGCGCUCAUUUCCUCGCUGGCUCUGUUCUCUUUGUGAAAGUGGCAUCAUUCAUUGUUAAAUCUUCCAACAAAGGAAAGUACAAGAAAGUAAAGUACAAGUUACCCCCAGCUCUCCACCCCGAUCUAACCGUCGUCAUCCCUUUGAUGGACGUCCUUCUAGAUACUUCCCUAUACCCGUGUACCCAGAUAGAUGUAUGUAUAGAUAAAAAUGAUCACAUAGAAAUGCUGUUCUAUAGUCUGUAUUUUUUCACCAAAUGAUAUAUGUCGUGGGCUUCUUUCUAUGUCAAUAAAUAUUUAUCAGCAUCGA